This is a messenger RNA of Trifolium pratense (red clover), 2695 nucleotides long. RefSeq names its product cationic amino acid transporter 2, vacuolar-like. Gene Ontology annotation, molecular function: amino acid transmembrane transporter activity. Lineage: Eukaryota; Viridiplantae; Streptophyta; Magnoliopsida; Fabales; Fabaceae. The transcript has 13 exons. The record is from RefSeq and is a predicted model, not a curated record. Bases 455 to 2323 code for a protein of 622 amino acids. Gene Ontology annotation, biological process: transmembrane transport; amino acid transport. Gene Ontology annotation, cellular component: membrane.
CGUGUAAUGUGAUAAUUGGGUAUCAUGAUUCUUGCAUUAUUAGCUAUCAUCACAAUAGCGUAAACCUUCCAUCCUCUUCAUUCAUAAUAAUAACUUCGCAAUCAUUUCUCAUUCAUCAUGUUUUUUUAUUUUCCUUAAAAUUCACAAAAAACCAAAAACCCCAAUUGGAUAAUUUAAUUCUUUCCUUUUUCUUUUCAAUAAAAAUCUUUUCUUUUUCUUUUCAAUAAAAAAAAAACAAUAUUUUUGUACCUUCCUUGUUCAUUUACAACACCAACUCCACCAAUAAUAAAAAGGGUUUAAUUCCUUUUAAUUUCUCAAGUCUGAACCUGCCCAAUAUUUGAAACAAAUUCAAAUUGGAAUUUUAGCUCAUAAAUUUCCCACUUUUACUUCAUUCAUUGCCUUCAACACUGUUCAAAAAUCUAAUCUUGUAGGACAAUCAAUAAUCAUUACUUUGAUGGGUGUCUCUGUUGAUUCACCAUCACAAAAGGGUUCAUGGAAAUUUUUCACUAGAAGGAAGCAAGUUGAUUCUGCACGUAAAAACACUAACACUCUACUUGCAAAGGAAUUAACUGUUUCUCAUCUCAUUGCAAUUGGUGUUGGUUCAACAAUUGGUGCUGGAGUGUAUGUUUUGGUUGGAACAGUAGCUAGAGAGCAUUCUGGACCAGCUUUGGCCAUUUCUUUUCUGAUUGCUGGAUUAGCAGCUGGUCUUUCUGCCUUUUGCUAUGCCGAGUUAGCUUGUCGUUGUCCUUCUGCUGGAAGUGCAUAUCACUACUCAUACAUAUGUCUUGGAGAAGGUGUUGCUUGGUUGAUCGGUUGGGCCUUGGUAUUGGAAUAUACGAUUGGUGGCGCUGCUGUUGCUCGUGGCAUAACCCCCAAUCUUGCUCAACUUUUUGGUGGUCUGGACAAUGUACCAUUCUUUUUGUUGCGCCAGCAUAUUCCUGGGAUUGAUAUUGUUGUGGACCCAUGUGCAGCAAUUUUGGUAUUUCUUGUUACAGGACUCCUAUGUUUGGGGAUCAAGGAGAGCACAGUGGUACAAGGCAUAGUAACAUCAGUGAAUGUAUGUGCAUUGCUUUUUGUGAUAGUAGCUGGUGGUUACAUAGGAUUCAAGUCUGGAUGGGUUGGAUAUGAACUUCCUACUGGGUAUUUUCCCUUUGGAGUUGAUGGGAUGCUUGCUGGUUCGGCAACAGUCUUCUUUGCAUAUGUAGGUUUCGAUGCAGUUGCCAGCACUGCCGAAGAGGUGAAAAAUCCUCAACGAGAUUUGCCAUUGGGUAUCGGUGUUUCAUUGUUUCUAUGCUGUGGAAUGUAUAUGUUGGUUUCCAUUGUUGUGGUUGGUUUAGUACCUUAUUAUGCAAUUGAUCCCGAUACCCCAAUAUCCUCUGCAUUUUCUGACCAUGGAAUGCAAUGGGCGGCUUACAUUAUAAAUGUUGGAGCUUGCACAGCUCUCUGCUCGGCAUUGAUGGGUGGAAUACUUCCCCAGCCACGGAUUUUGAUGGCUAUGGCAAGGGAUGGACUACUGCCACCAUUUUUUUGUGACAUAAAUAAGCACACUCUAGUUCCUGUCAAGGGCACAGUAAUUACUGGCCUAGCAGCUGCAGUCUUAGCAUUUUCUAUGGAAGUCUCUGAACUUGCAGGAAUGGUUAGUGUUGGUACGCUUUUAGCAUUCACCAUGGUGGCAAUAUCUGUGCUGAUCCUAAGAUAUAUUCCUCCAAAUAAAGUCCCAGUGCCUCCUUCUCUCCAGGGUUCAAUUGCAGAGAUCAAUGUGGAAUAUGUAGGGGAAAAUAUCAGUACUUCUGAAGACACAAAACCUUUGGAUGUUGUACACGAUUUUCCCGUUGAUUAUCCCCUUAUUUCUAAAUACCUUGCCAUAGAUACGUAUCUAAAUGAGGGUAACAGAAGAAGAGUUGUGGAGUGGACUAUAGCAUUCAUAUGCUUAGGGGCAUUUCUCCUUACAUUUGCAGCUUCUUGUUUAACUCUUAGCUCUGUUCGCUUUGCAUUGUGUGGAGUUGGAGGCGUUCUUCUUGUGUCUGGAUUCGUCUUCCUAACCUGUAUAGAUCAAGAUGAAGCAAGGCAUGACUUUGGUCACUCUGGAGGUUUUGUAUGCCCAUUUGUGCCACUGCUGCCUAUUGCAUGCAUUCUCAUCAAUUCCUACCUACUCAUUAAUCUUGGAGUGGGAACAUGGUUGCGUGUUUCUGUAUGGUUGGUAGCAGGACUACUAAUUUAUGUGUUUUAUGGACGAACUCAUAGUUCUCUAAAAGAUGCAAUUUAUGUGCCAGUAAGUCAAGUGGACCAAACUUAUCAAGCUCCCAGAAGCCAUCUUGCUUAAUCUCUGUAGAAAAAUUUAGCAUGUGUUUGGAAAAUGAAGAAACAUGGUCAUGCGUGCGUUGACUACCCUCUCCAGUUUAUAGCUUUUAAGAUCAGUCAUUUUAGUAUUGGGAUGCAAGAAAGCGGAUUGCAACGUGAAUCCAAACAUGCUGUUUGUGUUUGGAGUUUGCUUGCCUGAGAUGAUGUUGCAUCCUCACCAGUUGUAUAAAUCCUUGUACAGAAGAAAAUGUUCCUCAAGCUUAGGUUUUUGUAUUUGUUUUCUUCCAGAGUAGAAUGUCAUUAUUAUAUGCCUUAAUGUAUAAAUGGUUGUAUAUAUAUUCUUGUUCAAAAAAUGUAAAUAUAUUUUUAAACUAUAUACAUUAUUCUUUAGCUA